This is a messenger RNA of Chenopodium quinoa (quinoa), 456 nucleotides long. RefSeq names its product protein FAR1-RELATED SEQUENCE 6-like. The record is from RefSeq and is a predicted model, not a curated record. Gene Ontology annotation, biological process: regulation of DNA-templated transcription. Bases 1 to 456 code for a protein of 151 amino acids. The transcript has a single exon. Lineage: Eukaryota; Viridiplantae; Streptophyta; Magnoliopsida; Caryophyllales; Amaranthaceae.
AUGAAUUACACCGCUAAAUUGAGGAGGAGGUGCCUAAAUUAUUAUGAAGUUGGGGUUCCUCUUAAAAAGAUCUAUGGUUGCUUGGUUGUGGAUAAUGGUGGUGUUGAAAACAUGCCAAAGGUUAAGGACCUCCAACAUGAGGUGUACAAGGAGAUGAGGCUUAAAAUCCAAGGUGGAGAUGCUGCAGCCAUGAUGAGGUACUUUGAAUACAUGCAACGGGACAACCAAAAUUUUUAUCAUGCUAUUCGGUUAGAUGAAGAGGGUCGAUUGAAAGACGUUAUGUGGGUUGAUGCUCAUAGCUGUGUUGCUUAUGAGGAAUUUGGUGAUGCAGUAUGCUUUGAUGCAACGUAUUUGACGAACGAGUACGAGUUGUCGUUGGCUAAUUUUGUGGGGGUCAACCAUCACGGCCAAUCCAUCCUGCUUGGAUGUGCACUUGUCUCUCAUGAAACCACAUAG